This is a messenger RNA of Fimicolochytrium jonesii, 624 nucleotides long. Its product is annotated as nucleolar protein 12-domain-containing protein. Bases 1 to 624 code for a protein of 207 amino acids. The transcript has 3 exons. Gene Ontology annotation, molecular function: RNA binding. Gene Ontology annotation, cellular component: nucleolus. The record is from RefSeq and is a predicted model, not a curated record. Lineage: Eukaryota; Fungi; Chytridiomycota; Chytridiomycetes; Spizellomycetales; Powellomycetaceae.
AUGGGUAAAAAACCAGUAGCAAAAACGACCGGCAGGAAGAACGGAAGGCCAGCGCCGGCUAUCGCUGAGGUCGUUUAUGACGACUCCGCACGGAGAGACUACCUGACCGGCUUCCAUAAACGCAAACUCGAAAAGAAGAAAGCAGCCAUUGAGCGUCACGAGGCUCGUGUGAAAGAAGAGAGGAGGGAGCUUCGCAAAGAAAACAACAAACGACACCUUAUUGUCGACGACUUGGAGCGGAUCGAAGCAGUGACCCAAGAACAGGCGCUAGACAGCAACGCACACAAGGAGCGGACAGUGGAUGUAGCAACGAUACCCAGCGAGACACGGAUAACAACCGUAACGAUAUCUGAUUGGAACCCAGAGGACGCUGACGAAGAGGAGGAGAGGCACGAAACAGAUGACGAUGAUGAGAUGGAAGAGGACGGUGGUGAAGGAGGGGAAAAGGAGGUGACCGUGAAGAAGAAUGCGCCAAAAGCGAAGUCUGCUGCUGCGAAACCACGAUCGGCGCUGAAGAAGAGCGGGGUGUCGAAAGUGAGGACAAAGGCCAACCCGCAUAUGAAGCGGAAAGAGAAGGAUGGGAAGAAGGGGGUCAAAUCGAAGAGAGGAAAGCCACGGAAGUGA